Molecule: messenger RNA, 2331 nt
Organism: Verruconis gallopava
Lineage: Eukaryota; Fungi; Ascomycota; Dothideomycetes; Venturiales; Sympoventuriaceae
Exons: 3
Coding region: 1-2331 (776 amino acids)
Source: RefSeq, a predicted model, not a curated record
AUGCCGACCCUUGGACUUCUGUCUUGCGCGGUUGAGAUUGGAGAGGCAAGAACGCGCCUACGCGAAUAUAGGACAACUUACUGUGAUCGCACAGUUGAGACAUUCGUCGCCAUUCCGAGCAAGCCCACACCCUUCAGCAUUCGGCUCUUCACAACCGGUUAUAUUGCGCCUGGGCUGGCAAUUGCUGUCUACAUUGACGGGGUGUACCAGUUACAUCGAAUCAAGCUCGGAGCUGUACCGUCAAAUGGAAAGCUCGAGUUUCAUGUCGGACAUAACGAGGACCUAUUGAAAAACGGCCGUGUCAUUGCAAGAGGCUGGUCCUUUCAGAAACAUAAUAUUGUCCAUGGUCACAUAGAGCCUACGAUCGACCGAGACACUUUCAAAUAUCCAGGAACAAUCAAGGUUAUUGUCCUUCGUUGUGAGAAAAACCCUGAGAGCGAAACCACUGAUCCCUGGUCAUUCCCACAUUUGCCUGCAAUCUUUGACGGGUCUGGCGAUGAAUCACCACGCGCAAGGAGUACGAAAUAUUCUCAACCUUACAAGAGCCGUCUUCACCAAAGUAAGGGACGUAGAUCUCAACCUAGAUAUUGCAGUUAUAUUUGUGAAAAUGCAAACACAACGUCAUUUGAUGAAAAUGGUUACUGUUUCGCCAAUGUGCCUGCGACUAUUACACUCGGAGAACGGCAUAUCACCGUCGAUGAGCAAACGGAUAUGCCUUGUUCAAGCCCUCGCAAGUAUCGGCACAACCUGAACCAUGGACAUCCAUUUCAAGAUAACAAAUAUGACGGCCUGCGAAACCAGAGUGGUUGUUAUGUUUUACGAAACCAUGCGAAUGUCGAAGUGGAGUUUCCCACAAUAGAGUCAGCAGAAUUGUUUCGCAGCCAAGAAGGACCACCAGCAAAUAAAAACGCCCGAUCAUAUCCUGCAACGGAAAAUCCACCGCCUUAUUACCGAAUCUCAAAGAUGGGUCACAUAUACGACGAAAGAGGUGCUCAGGGCACUAGUCGUCAGUAUAUGCCAAAUGGGACGACGCUACAACAGCCUCCACAAAGAACUGAGACUCAAUGGGGGAAUUUUGGUCAGAAUUCCGCAAACAUCAAAUGCUAUUGCUAUCCACAGGCGUGGCCGGUGGGAUGUUUGCAACAGAACGAAGCCGUCACGCAAUUUAAGAUCGAGCAACUGAAAGAUGAAAUACGCAUGUUAGAAGCAGGUUUACAACCAGAUUCUUCCGGCACAACAGCAUCCUGCCUUCAUCCAUCAGCAUGUCACGUCAUAAUUGGCAAGCCAAAGGAUUGUCCGCACAUGCUCUUCAAUCCCUUGGCUCAUAACGGCCCGGUUGCAUACGGCUUUCCAAAUCAAUCUUCUACGCAUAAUUUUGCAAGCCAUAUAGUCGAACCACAGUGGCCAUGGUUUACUUCCAACAUGUCGCCAGCUUUCGAGGCAGAAGAUCAACUCUCUCCAGCUGGCUGGGACUCAGUCGCUUCUGCAAGUAGCGAAGAAGAAAAGCGAGUCAAAAAUAAUACGGAAACAGCCGGUUGUAGCCAUAAAGCUCGGGGAACUGCGCCCGUCGGUUUCGGCAAUGCCGAAGGCGAAGGUAAUGCAGUACAGCUAAAAGAAGACAGCGAUUGCAAUCAAGCUGACAAAAUUUCAAAUGAUGAAGUCAGGUCGAACCAGAAUGGCUACUACCAAAAUUCUCUUAUGAACAGCAAACCACGUAAUAGCAAGAGCUCCAAUAACGUCGCCAUGAAUACAAUCAAUGGAGAGCCAGUCUACAAUGAUAAUGUAUGGAACAACAACGAAGAUAAAAAUAGAGAUAUCAGCGAGAAGAAACAAAAAUCUCACAAAGGUUUCGCGCCAUGUUCAAAAGACAUUGACAAAGAAGAGAUGCCAAAUACGAAGUCCUACUGGCGGGUUGGCAAUUUGCAUCAAAUGAAUGAAGAGGACGCCAAAAACAAUAGACCCGGCAAGUAUACUAAACCAGAAGAGCCGAUCUCCACAAUAGCUGAAGAAAAGGCAAAGUCAAACCACCUAGAACAUCAAGUGCAGUGCGGCAAACCUGCUGAAAGGCAGUAUCGUACUUCUGCUCCACUCUAUUGGGACAAGGUCGACGAGCCUUUCGCAGUGUUUCGAUUUAAGUAUUGCAGCAAAGACAUGCUGAAGGAGAUUCUGGGUAAAGAUAUUGUCGAGAGCAAGGAAGAGUUUCAACAAUGGCUCAACUCACUUUCCAAAAAGCAACUUAUUGCAGAGAUCAUGAAGGAGAAAGUGGAAGAAAAUUCGGACAUUGAUGGUGGGAAAAAUACAAGCAGUAAUCGAGAUCAGGCUUCGACUUGA